GGCCGCGGUGAGUUCAAGGGAGGAGGAGGAAGAGGGUGUGAGGCGCUGCAGAACUCCUGUGGAUCGGUGAGCCGAGGGCGAUAUGGGGAUGUUCUUCAGCAAGGCGGAACCGCCGCCGCCCAUGGUGCUGGUGCCGCCGCUCUUCGACUACCCUCCCAUCGCUGCCCGCACCAGGAUGGCGGUGCCAGCAUAUGAGCUAAUGUUUGGGAAAGUCUCCCUGCACAAUCUGUUUGAGGACUACUUUGAUCAAGCUGGGAAUAUGACCUCAAGGAUCAUGUUGAAGCCGCUUGAAGAUCCUCACGUUGAUUUGAUUGCUACUGUGUCUGCUGCUGCUGAUAGAAACAGUGGAACAGAAGUAAAAGGGGAUGCUUUAUUUCGCUGGCAGAGAGAGCUGGAUGACCCCCAUACCUUUGUGGACCUUCUUGUGUCAACUUCAAAUCCCUUGCUGCAGCUGAGAUUAUGUGCAUAUCAUCCUAAGUAUCGUAUUGGUGCCUUUGGAACAUUACCUUUGCUAAUGGGGAACAGGGUGCGUUCAGAAGACUAUGGGGUCAUGGGUGUAAGAUAUGGUUCAGAGAAUUUAUCUGUUGGAGCAUCCUUUGUGCCAAUUUCCUUACCCAGUGAGGUACCCUUUGGUGCAUGGUUGGUUGGGAGAAAAGGGAGCUUAUCUGCAGGAGUACAAUACAAGCCACUUAGUGGCAGCAAAUAUCCUAUGCCAUUUACAGAAUUGGAGAACUGGAAUUAUGCAAUCAGUUAUGGUGUUGGCUCAACUAGCCCGCUCAGCCCUUCAUUCAUUUUCUCCCUGGAACUUGCCAGAAGCACACAGCUAACCGCAUCAUUCUAUCAGCACCUGGUUGUUCAAAGAAGGGUAAAAAAUCCUUUUGAAGAUGAUCAGGUUGUUGGCAUUACAAACUACAUCGAUUUUGGACUUGAGUUGGCUGCCAAGGUUGAUAAAGAUAAAGUGAGUGGGGAUGGCAACUCGUUUCAGUUGGCUGCAAGUUGGCAAGCUAACAAAAACUUUCUGCUGAAGGGAAAGCUUGGUCCUUCCACGUCCUCUGUAGCUCUGGCAUUCAAAUCAUGGUGGAGACCAUCCUUUACAUUUAGUGUAACAGCUGUGAAUGAUCAUUCAAAGGGCACAACAUCGUAUGGAUUUGGCCUCCGUGUCGAGGACCUUAGACGAGCGAGUUACCAGCGAGCUGAUCCAAACUACGUCAUGCUGACGCCAAGCAAGGAGCACUUGGCACCAGGUGUUCUGCGCGAGUACGGGAAGCGGCCCAUGUUCCAGACACAAAUCGAUUCGGGCAACUACGACCAUCUGCCUACAGAGCUGAAGCCUCUUGGCAGGAUUUUCUAACUGUAGGCUGGCUGCUCGUGCUCGUGGUCGUCUUUCGCUAGGAGAGAUUUUUUGUUGUUGUUGUUGUAGAUCUUAUCCGUCUUGGUCCUUUAGACAUGCUGCUGUAACUUGCAUUGACUCGUGAGCGGAUUGCGUCAUGAUAGCUGCAUGGCUUUUGGAAGCCAGAAGGAUCAUCCAACGCUUCUUCUUGCAUUGCUAUGUACUUGGGUGGAUAUAUAUAACGGUAUGGUGCAGUGGACAGGCGGUCUUGAAUCCUC
Zea mays is the source of this 1608-nucleotide messenger RNA. RefSeq lists its product as uncharacterized. Lineage: Eukaryota; Viridiplantae; Streptophyta; Magnoliopsida; Poales; Poaceae. Bases 83 to 1351 code for a protein of 422 amino acids. The record is from RefSeq and is marked predicted. The transcript is spliced from 14 exons.